This is a messenger RNA of Pseudopodoces humilis (Tibetan ground-tit), 3191 nucleotides long. It is a transcript of the gene FAM180A, whose product is annotated as family with sequence similarity 180 member A. NCBI's taxonomy places the organism in Eukaryota, Metazoa, Chordata, Aves, Passeriformes, Paridae. The record is from RefSeq and is a predicted model, not a curated record.
UUGGGAGAGGAGCUGCUCGCUGACUUCAGCUCUACUCAGAGGAACAGACAGGUUCUUCUGUAAAGGGGGAGGGGGAGAGGAAAAGCCAUUAUUUAUUCCUGAAAAGAAAGGAGCUUGGAAAAUAAAAAAAGCUACUGUACAGCUAGACAUACGUAUUUUAGAGAGAAGGAUGCUUUGGAAGACUUUGGUGCUGCUGCUGUUCUAUUACAAUGCUCAUGCCACUCUAACCCACAGAUGGAGCAGAGCUAUGCUUUUCCCAGCUGCUCAGCGAUUCAAGAGGUCCUCAGCUGCCUUCCUUAACCCAGUGCUACAAAACUCUCUGGAAGAUGUGGUCCUGCUUUAUGAGUUUCUUUUAGCUGAGCUUGACAUUGACAAAGGUCAGAGGAUCUCCAUCAAAGAUGAGGAGCUGGCUUCCCUGAGGAAGGCUGCUGAGUUCAACACCAUCUGCAAUGAGAUUAUCCCCAAGAGCAUCCCAGAGAUCCGCAGGCUGAGCAGCAGGCUGUCUUCCUACCCGAGGGUCCUCAAGAAAGAGGACUUUGAAAGGACAGUGCUGACCAUGGUCUAUGCGGCCUACAGAGCUGCUCAGUCCCAGGGGCACCAGAAGGACACUUGGGCUGAAUCCUUUGUCCAUCUCUACAAAGCCCUGAAGAACGACUUGAUGCUCUCCUACAGCAAGCAGCCCUCAUAGUGGAAGAGGAGCAGCGCCUCAGCCACCUGCUCUGGUUGAGGAAGGACACAAUGGAGCACACCCACCACUUUAUUUUGUAAAGAGUUCAAUAGCCUGCUUCGUGAACGAUUGUUCGUUUUCUGGCUCCCUCUUGUGGAAUCUGCUUUCUAGUGCCAUGCUAAACGGUGAAAAACAUCUUCAGUCCUGAGAAUUCGAUUUUUGUGCUGGCUUGGAGGCACGUUCUGUGACAGGAAAAUAAGGGAGGUACACCCAGGCAGACCCUUGUUUCAGGCCAACCCUUGAUUUCAUCCUUUGGGUUUCCUAUAAGCAAUACAUAAAUGUACUGUGCUUAUGCUCACAUGCUGAUGUGUAAGUGCUGCAGAGUCCUGCUCUCCUAGCUGGGGAAACAAGUUCAUGUUUUGGCUGGCCAAUAAGAGAAUAUUACCCAGAUGUGAAGGCCCGCUGGAAAAGGAAGAUGUUUCAUAACCAUCAGCCUUCAGAAAUUAUGCCACAUUUUAUUCAUUCCAAAUGUUCUCAUAAAUAAGCCCUCUCUGAUUCGCUUAAUUUGGCCGAGCCAGUGUUUAAUUGCAAUAACAUUUAUAGAAGACAAAGGGCAUUGUGAAGACCAGCAGCAAACAAUGCCUGUGAACGUAUUCCCAGCUUCUUGGAGCUGUCCUCCCAAACAGUCUGCAACGAUUCUUUCAUUAUUUGCACAUGACUUUGCUUCUGCUGCUUGUUUUUUUGAAAGGAACAUGUAUUUGUCCUCAGUGGAAUCCAAGGCAAGACAAAGGCCUGAUUUAAUUUAAUAAUGACACAUUUUUUCCUGGUUCUAUCACUUGAACAUAGAUCAUCAAAACUCAUGCUUCAGAAUCCCUCUGAGGCAAGGGAGGAAGGUGCAUUAAAACAUACCUGGUGCUGAAUUUGGCACUGUGGCUCUUUUUUCAACAGCAAAUUGUAUAUUCAUUUGAGUGUAUGCGUGUAUGUGUGUCUGUGUGUGUCUAUGCUCACGCAUGUGUGUGCACAUAAGUGCUGAGUAUGUAGAAGAAUCCCAAAUUUUUCAGUCAGUGAACAAUUGCAUCUGAGCACUUAGCAGAAGAGGCUAUUUAUCAAUUCAGUGGUGCGAAUUAUGAAUUUGGGCAGCAAAGGAAAAACUGUACAAAUACUGCAACCAAUUAUAAUAAACUCCCCAAAAAAUCAUGAACAGAAAAAAGGCACAAAAAGGAGAUAUAUUUUGUCAGACAAGACGACUAGCUAUCAAAAAUCCAAACUCUUCUAAAUCAAACCCCCCAUUUUUCGUGCAGAAGUGAUAUAAACUCUGUUUUUCUAUUGAUAUUGUUUUCCAGACCAUGGGAAAAUAGCUGCACCUUUAUUUCAUCCUUUCGUACCAUCAUUCUCUAUCUUUCUAUUGCAUAAUAUCUUAAGGGCUCAGGCCCAAAUCACAAAUCCCCAGGACUAAAACAGACCUAAGAAUUCCAGCCCAAGUUCUGAACCAGGUUUAACUAAUUUUGCAUCACUUGAACCAAAGGAAUUAAUUCCUCUGUGUCCCUUGAAAGGGGUACUUCAAGGACUGGAGCUGACAAAACCCACCCAUAAGCGCAGCAAGGAGCAGAGUGCAAGCAGUCAGACCACGCUGGGUUUGGCAAACACCUGUGGGAACGUGGAAGCACAGCAGCCUUAGGGGCAGUCUGGCCAUGGCAUUAGCAGCUGGACAAAGGGCUUAUAAAAGACAGAGUGAGACUUGUUUCCCCCAGGAGUUUCUGGAUUUGUGUGUGCGAGUGUGCGCGUUCAUUCAGACACACCCUUGUGCAGGAGCACUUUUACACCUGAGGAAUUCUGCUGGCCAUUUUCAGAGCCUGUCUGGCAGGUGGUGAAGGAAACUGCAAACCUCAGCCACAAAGCUGUGGGCCACAAAUAUCUCUGUCUCCUCUGCUUGCACACAAAGAGCUCAGCACCCCCAAAGCAGCCUUGUGCUCCUGCCCACAUGCCCUUUGAGCCCUCAGCUUUAACUCCGAUGAUCUGCUUGUGAUUUCUUCCCCCACCAUGCUUUAUAAACACAUGAAGGAGAAAUGCCACAGAAUGCAAUACUGCCUUUCCAGCUCUGCUUCCUUUCUCCCUGGAACACCACUUGCUGGAAGAGCUUGGAACCAGGGGAAUCCAUAAAUGCCUCAUAGCCAGCUACUCCAAGGCUGCAAAAAUACCAGGACAGCAAAAUAGAGCAAAUAUUAAUUGCUAGCAGUCACCAAUCAGAGAAAUACCUCCCAGCCAUGUUCCUCACCCCAAAACAGGACUGUCCAGCAGAGUUUACUAAUCAUAAAAUGUCCCAUAAAAAAGAAUUACAAUUUUUAAUAUCUUAUAAUUCCCAAUGGUAUACAUACCUUACCCUACUUACAAAUUGUCAACUGAAACAUUUAUCUCCUCAACAGAGAAUAAAGGUUUUAUGAGAUUGUUUCACUCCUCCUUUUACUGUGUGUAAUGUAAGAAAAAGAUUUAUUCCUUGGGAAAGUGCUUGGACUACCCAGGUUAA